UAUAAGGGGAAAAUAACUCGUGGGGAACCUGUCUUUCAUGGGUACCAUCUAGUCAAAAUUGACAUUGCACGGAGUUGGAUACGUGUACGUGUCCGAUUGAUAUUCAAUCUGAACAAUAACGGUAGGAACUAUUGAUCUGUCGAAGUUCAUUAUGGUCCAUUGACUUCGAGUUAUCGGGAAUGACAUGUAUCUAUUCCAAAACCAAUGUGGAAGUGUCAUGAUAAUGUUUGACGACAGUGCUCAGUAAAUAAACUUUAUCGAUAAUAGGAAAUGGCAUCGUCGUUCGCCAAAAGACGAGAUCAGCGAUGGUUAUCAGACAAAAAAGAAAUAACUGAUUUCAGUGAAGAAGAUCUAUUGGAGAAGGAUUAUUUUCCGUUUGACCCGAGCGUGACGGAUUUAACUCUAAUUGUGGAGGGAAAGAAGUUACACGUUUCCAAAAUGGUGUUAAUGGUUGCAUCGUCAGUCUUUAGAAAAAUGUUCACCAGUGAUUUUAAAGAAAAAAGUGGAACGGAACUUGAGCUUCCUGGAAAAGAAUAUUCUACUUUCGCUUUGUUUUUAAGAUGCAUAUUUCCGAUGGAAUAUGUGAUGAUUAAGGAAAAAGAUAUUGGUAAUCUCUUACCAUUGGCGCACGAGUAUGAUGUAAGAUGCGUUUUGAGGAAAUGUGAAACUUGGUUAGUGACUGAAUUUAAGUUCAAGGCUGCAAAAGAACCUUCUCAUUAUGUUGGUGUGGACAAUAAUGUGGAUUAUUUUAUGAAGUGUCUGUACUAUGGUGCAGUAUACAACCUGAGAACAAUUUAUGAUAAAGUCCUUCAAGCCUUAAUUCCAUACAAACUGAAGCGAUAUGCAAACAAUGAAUUUUAUAAAUUGUUGCCAGAAAAGAGCAAAAGAGAGCUUCUGGAAAGUCGACUGUCCAGGAUAGAAGACAAAGGAUGUGUCAAUUUCGAUGAUUGGUUUCAGUGCUCUGGUGAUUUAUUUCUAUAAGAAAAGGUAAUUAUUGCAAAGUGAUUCAAUGGCAGAUAUCGCAAUUCACCUUUAAAUUAGAACGAUUUACCAGAUAUAGUAUUGCGUUGUGUGACGACACAAUUGAAUGAUACGAUUGAACAGUUUGAAUGACAUGUUUGAUGUAAUACAACAAGAGUUUUCAUUGGCCGAUUACAACUCGCCCACUUUCUCGAGCGGAUUCAGGUGAACAGAUAAGAUAAGCGGACUAUCAAAUUACUAGCUGGAGAACUGUAGCUCUCUUUAGAAAUAUUGUGAUGGAACAGAGAGCUACAUAUCGACCUCUUAUAAAAACCUUCGAUUUACGGGGCACUAAAAGCUGCACACGGUUGAGGCCAUGAGAUCGGUGUAUUCUUGUGUUUCUGUCUCAUAAAUUCAAUAUAAUUUUUUUAAAACAUAUUUUCCUAUUAUACCUGUGUCCAAACAUACCUUCAAAUAUUCAUUAAAGCCACACACGACCCCAAAACUCGAAGCUUCAAAUGAUUUCGUUUGUUGACAUAGCCAUGUUAGGAAGUUGGUCAAUUCGAACUUUGUUGCAUUCAUAAAAUUGGUUGUAAGUUAUGUAUUCGCUCUUCAUUUAUUAUCAACACGAAUAAUUAAUAGAAAUAAAAAAAUAUAUAGUUUUUGUAAAGGUAAAAUAAGCUCUUGAUUUACGAAAAUACUACAUAAGCCCAUUAUGGUCCUUAACACUCGUGUGGCAGAGAUGGGGACCGGCCCAGACAAAUGAAAGCCACAUUGCCGUGAGUUGAGCUAUUUAAAUAAUUAUCAUUUAAUGGAACUGGGAUGAGAUAUUAUUUAAAAUAUUUAGCUAAAAUAUUUGUGGGGUAUUAGUUCACAUCUACACACUAUUGUGCCAGUAUGGAAGUGAACCGGAAUUCGAAUUGACUGGCUACCUAACAUGGCUACGUCAAUGAACGGAAUCAAAAAAAGCUGCGAGUUUUUUGGGUCGUAUGGGGUUUUAAUAAAUAUUUGAAGGUAUGUUUGGACACAGGUAUAGUAGGGAAAUAUGUUAGGAAUUUUUUUAUAUUAAAUUUAUGAGACAACAACACAAGAAUACAACUUUUUCUCUUUCUUUCUUUAAAGUUUGUUUCCAUCUGGCCGUCAUGUUUUUAAAUUCCGACUACUCCAAUAUAAGGGAAUUUGGGCGGACUGACACAUAUGGACCAAUGAGAGUUUUUUUUUUUGCAUUUUGCAAUUAUAUUAUAAACAGAUUCAAUUGUGUCGUCACACAAUCCAAUACUAUAUCGGCCAAAGCGUUCUAAUUCAAAGUUGAAUUGCGAUAAUUGUAAACUGUAGAAGUAGUUAUAUGCAUACAUUUUGAGAGCUCGAAUGUAAUAAAUUUAUUUGGUGUUUCUUGGUUUUUGCUACACCUUAUCCAAAAGCAUGUACAUCGUUUACUCACUGAUAUUCACAUUCUAGUGCACUUUAUCCAUUACACUGUAUACAAGCUUUGUGUUUUAUUCCACAAUAUGACAAAAUGCAGUAUAUUUGUUCCCCCUCUCUCGUCCUCCAGAAAAAAACGGGGGUUUAACUGAGCUCUCUGUGUCAUAAAUAAAUCUGGUCAAGACCGGUAUCGAGUAGGCUGAGUCAGUUCUUGCACUGUUCUGUCCAUAUUACACACGUGUGCGGAGGAAUCAAUAGAUUUUAAAUUAUUGAAAUAUUUUAUGGAUAACUGUUACACGUUCGACUCCGUUUUUUCUGUUUGCCAACAAAGAAUAAUAUUAAGGAAUGUAAAACUGUUAUAUAUUUUGACUCUAAUAAAUCACAAAUAUAGGUGUUAUAUAUUAUUAUGCUUGUUAGAGCGGAAAAUAGAAUAUUCAGAACUUAUACUAUACCUAAACAAUACAAGGAAAAAACCCGACAUUCAACAUCAAUGGAAUUCAGAACAAAAUGUAUGAGAGAAAAUACCCAACAUUUACAUGCAUGGAAUACAGCAACAAUACAAACGAGAAGAUAUGGAACAUUUAUAAGAUACAGAAACAAUACAAGAGAGAAAAAAUACCCAACACUCGUGAAAUACAGAAGAUUUACAUACAUGCAUAGUAUGUACAUACUCUUAAUGUUGUAUUCCUAAUAAGAGUUAUGAGAUUGAUCAUUGUUCGUUAUCUUCACCUUGUCAUACAUCUAGUGUUGUAAUUUAAUGGUAGAAUAUGCAUAUACCAUCAUGUACAAAUCAUUACUUAUCACCUACAUGUAGUUGUUAGGGACAUCGAUUCGCAACCGAAAGGUCCAAAGUUCGAUUCUAUGAAUGAAGACACACCAUAUUCCGUAUAAAUAUAAACAAACCCACCUGCUGAGAUAUUGAAAAUAACGCUACACAGUAUUUGACCCAAUGUUCGGUUGUAUUGGCAAACUAGAUUAUUAUAACGACCAUAGAAUUUUUGAAAUGCUAACUUUUAACGAGACUGUUGAAACCUCUGUUAAAAUCUUAAACAUGUUAAAUAUUUUUGAGCAAACUGAAGCAUACACAUUUUAUUAAUCAAUACACAUAAUAAUAAACCAUUUUAAAACAUGCAAGUGAUAUUAUCAUAGCCAUUGAAUAUUGAUAUAUGUACAUGAAAAUGUGUGUUCAACUUAAAUCACAUAGACAUUAAGGUACAUAGAAAUAAUACCUGUGUGUCAAUGUAUGUGAAAAAGCAUGAACAUGUGUGUUCAACGUUAACUUCACUCAGAAUUUAUGUGAAAAGUCAUUGCCUUCACACAGAGUAAUUUACAUGUACAUCAAAAAGUGAUGUGUUCCAUAUUUCACAAAUCAUGAACAAGUGUGCUCAAUGUCACACAUAAAUUAAAAUAUAUCAAAAUGUGAUGUCUUCAUAUCUGGGGAAAAGCAUGAACAUGUAUGCUGGACUUUAUGCAAAAAGAGCAUUGAAUAGCAAUAUGUCCGGCUUCACGUCCCAAAACAUGUACUCGACUUCACAAAAAGAUGUUGUGUUAGAUAUGUAUGUACUUGUUUACUUCUUAGUGCAGUAUUAUGAACUUAAAGUGUCAAAUAUACUAUUAAAGGAUUUAAGAUAUUCGAAAUACUUGUAUAUUCUCUGCUGAAUUAAAAUAAUGGCAUCUUAUAAAAUAUAAAAAUUUAUGAAAUUUAUACUGGUGUAUCAUUCUAUCAGUAUGUAAAACUUAUACGGUACCAAUUUCGAUGCACCAGAUGCGCAUUUCGAAAAUCAUACACAUAAUAGACACUAAGAACCUCUAAUAAUCAAAAUGAAACACCAAAAUAAGAUCAUGGCUACCAUAGUAAUAGAAUUUCACAUCAGGUUCUGAUUUCAAAAUAUUUAAGUAAACAUAUUACAUCUCGAAUUGCAUCUAGUUAGAGCAAUUGACAGAAAGGAUAUUCUUCUAAAUCAAGUGCAUGAGUAAAUGUAGAUAACAUAAAGUAGACAUGCAUAAAUUAAUCUAGCUUGCACAUUCAGAAUCGUUAAUGACGUACACAACAUUGUUCCAUAAUAUAUACUUUUAAUGGCAUUUAACAUGUAAUUCACUUGAAUUCGAUCUCGUUUCCACAAAAAUUCUUGGUGUAUAUCAUCAUGUCUAUUUUUUGGGUAAGCAUAUCUUGAUAGUCCAUGAUAGUUGCAAAAAAAAUGUAAAAUCAACUUUUACAUAAAUAAACAUUACAGUAGCAACAAAGGUGAGAAGUUUUUUGAAACAAUUAGAUAUCGAACCCAGGACCUUUGUACUACUAGGCUAGCCAGGCCGAUAUAAAAAAGGAUUGUAAUACUACUACAAUACGAAAGUAAAACCCAUUUCGGGAAAUCAUACAAGAACUCUUCAGAUGAAGGAGAUAAAAAAAUAGUUUUAAAGAAAAUGUCAGAAAUGUCGCGUAUGUCGUUAAGUUCCAGGAAAAUAAUUGAAACAUGGUGCAAUUUGCUUGCAGUAAAAUUAUUUCAAAUUUCAAAUAAUUUUGACUCAUGGAAAUUUUAUUUUUUGUAUCCUCAAUAUCAUACUUGGAGGAAUCCAAAAAGUUGAAAUUGUUAUGGGUAGGCUAUGUCUCAAACACAAUAACAUUUAAUGCAUCCCCUCUCUCUCUCUCUCUCUCUCUCUCUCUCUCUCUCUCUCUCUCUCUCUCUCUCCACAAUAGGGAAUCUCAGAGUUUUAAAAGGUAGUAUCUAGAAAACAUUCUGCUCAACAUCAGGGGAUGAUUACUGAUACUGAUAUGCAAGCAAUGUGACUCUUGGGCCCCUGACUCUGUUUUUGUAACACAAAGUUUAAGACAAAUAUAUUUACAUUAUUCUUCAACUUGGUGCACAUAAUUGAAAAUACAAUACAUUCACGUUUAGAAAGGCAUCAUCUGGCGAUUCUGUUUCCAUUCAAGUUGAAUUUGAUCUCAAACCUUUUGAUUAGCUUCCACUCCUUUGAAAAUCCAACCACAUAUGUGGUUUCAUCCAAUGCAAAAAGGAAAUGGUAUAUAUGUUACCCCAUUGAAAAUAUUCCCAAUAGUGUCAUCUUUUCAUCUCAAGAUAGGAAUUAUUGAUAGAUAUAGCUCGUUAUAUUUAGGUCAAUCAUACUACAUGUAUUUAGAUUAUAUUGACAUAAUACUGUACCUUUCAAUAUCUGUCGUACCUAUUCAAUUAUGCCAAUCCUCUUUAACCGAUCUUGGACAUCAUGUUCUGUAUUUAACAAGCAUGUAUGAUGUUUACGAUAUAUUUUAUAUUUUGAUUCUCGAUCGCGAACGAUAAUUUGGAAUACCGAUAUUGACUUCCAGUCUGGGUGUAAAAUAUUCGAUAUAUAGCCUAAGCUAAAUAUACUAACAUACUGAAUAUUAGCGUUAUGUAGAAAGUUUUUUUUAUAAACAUCAACAUUGCAUAUUCAUCAUUCUAUGUAAAAAAUUCAAUUCAAAAUAUAUGUUUUUGUACCACCAUCCAAUGUAACCAUUGGAGUUCCAGAAGGCUCUAUAUUAUCGAGGUAAGCUACUGACAAACAAGUUGAUGGUACAGAGAUUUCAACAGUCUCGAUUGAAGUCAGCAUUUCGCAAAUUCUAUGGUCGUUAUAACGAUCUAGUUCGUCAAUACAACCUCGCAUUGGGUCAAAUGCUGUCUGACGUGUUUCAUACCGAUUGUUAAGCCGUUCUUGGCACACUGAUUUUGACUGCGGAUAACUCCGUUUACCUGAUCAGGAUAUGGGGCUCACGGCGGGUGUGACCGGUCAACAGGGAAUGCUUACUCCUCCUAGGCACCUGAUCCCACCUCUGGUGUGUCCAGGGGUCCGUGUUUGCCCAACUAUCUAUUUUGUAUUGCUUGUAGGAGAUUGAUCACUGUUCGUUAUCUUCACCUUGCAUUAGGCUCAUUGUUUUUUAUCCUGUAUAUUAAUGAAUAUCCACAAGCACUGAAACAUGCUCAUGUAAAUAUCUAUGCAGAUGAUACUUCACAAGAUGUAACAGAUAAGUCAAUGGAAAACAUUGAGUCAAAUAUGUGUGAAGAUCUUUAGCACAGUAUAAUGUGGAUUAAGGGAAAUGAAUUAAGUUUAAAUCUGUCAAUGUAUGCUUACAGUUGUAUAUGGAUCUGCACAAAAAUGAUCAAAGUAUAAAAAAAUUGAUAAUUGAAUUUAGUGGUGAAUAACCAUAUCAUAGAAUAUUUUCAGGAGUCAAAGUGGCUUGGUGUUAUCAUUUAUAAAACUUUAUCCUGGAAAAGUUAUAUAGAUACACUUAUUAUAUUUCCAAGAGAAUUGGCAUUUUAAGAAGAAUAAGACAUUUUAUGUUAAACGAUGCGCUGUUGAAUAUUUUUGAUACUUUGAUUUUUCCACAUUUUACAUAUUGUUGCAUUGUAUGGAGCAAUCCAAGAAAUUAUGAAAGUAUAAAUAAUCUUUUUGUAUUGCAAGGGCAAUUCUUAACAUCAGAACUUUUGAAACACCAUCUAAUGUAAUGUUUACACACCUUAAAUGGUUGCCGCUAUCAAAUUACUUUGCCUCUAGAAAAGUAGACAAGUUUAGUGUAUAAUUUUUUACAUGAUUUAAUGCUAAAUUAUUUAAAUGUUUUUAGAUAUGUAUCAGAAGUUUGUCAAAGGCAAACUAAAAAUUCUAAUCAAAAUAUAUUGUAUGCACCCAGGGCAAAAACUGAAUAUUUUAAAAGAUCUUUCAGCAUUUCAGGGAGAACUUUGUGGAAUGCCUUGAGUGAAUAUAUAAGAAACUCAAAAAGUGUUGUGUGUUUAAAGAGAAAUUAUCUUAGAGAUCAUCACCAUACUUUUUCAGUUUCAUUUUGUACCUAUCUAUCUUACAUGUACAUUAAUGAUUAUUUCGCAAGUUUAUUUGUACUUUACUUCUUUUAAUCUGUGUUUAGUUUUACUAAUAUACAUGUAUGUCUGUAUGUAUGCUAUAUGCAGGCUAUUAUUGAAAAGUAGUGUUACCGCAAAAUAUGUAAUCCUAGAUAAAUAAAGACAUUAUUAUUA
This is a messenger RNA of Ostrea edulis (European flat oyster), 7379 nucleotides long. RefSeq lists its product as uncharacterized. Lineage: Eukaryota; Metazoa; Mollusca; Bivalvia; Ostreida; Ostreidae. The record is from RefSeq and is a predicted model, not a curated record. Bases 271 to 981 code for a protein of 236 amino acids. Gene Ontology annotation, molecular function: protein binding. The transcript has 2 exons.